Messenger RNA from Naegleria fowleri, 672 nucleotides. RefSeq lists its product as uncharacterized. The transcript has a single exon. Bases 1 to 672 code for a protein of 223 amino acids. NCBI's taxonomy places the organism in Eukaryota, Heterolobosea, Eutetramitea, Acrasida, Naegleriidae. The record is from RefSeq and is a predicted model, not a curated record.
AUGCUUGAAUCGGCCAAAAUCACUCAAGAUCAAGAAUUGAAAUUCAAAUGUAACAGAUUUUCGGUUGAACAAUUUUCAAUUCUCCUCAUGGGUGACAAAAUCUUGAAUGCUGACCUCAAACCGAUUGCACGCAAGCCAGGACAACAAUUAUUUGCAUUGGAUUGUGCAACCAUUGCGAAUUGUAAUGGGGUGUGUCAAAUUUGUCACAAUUUAAAGUCAAAUCUUGAUGAAAUCAUUAAUGAAAAAGCAUCAAUUAUUGAAAAAGUCAAAAAUGGAGAAUUGCCAAAGCCUAAACAAGUGCUUCAAAAUCCGUUGUUAAUGUAUGAAUUAUUGAAUAUUGUUUUACCACACGUUUCCAUUAAUGAUCAAGAAAAGAAUAUCUUCCAACUCUUUCGAAAUGCAAAUCAUGCAUAUGAAUUAAAUUGGAAGAAAGAAGAAAAAUCUGUUGACGAACAAUCUACAAAGAAACCUAAAUGUGACCAUUUUGUUCCACCUCAAUAUGCUCGUCCUAAUCUUCCUUCCUAUAAACCCUUCCAAGAAACAUUUUUCAUGAAAUUCAUACUGAAUCAAUUACGUAAUUACAACAGAGAUCCACAUCACCAUGAAUAUUCUGAAGAGAAAAAACGGUUUUGGUUGGUGACAAAGUAUUUUUGUGUAAACAAUUCUUCUUGA